CUUGUAAUUUAAAAGGAAUUUUCAGUUCAGUUCUGAAUUAUCCAGUUUUUGUCUUCACCUUAAGUUCACUUUUUAAGUAAAUGAUCAAGUGCAACUGAAACUUAGUUAAUCAUUAGGAAUGCAGACCUAGCCUACUGAAAGGUGUGGUUAGAAGGAGCUUGAAAAGGAAAAGAGGUUAGACAGAGCCAUACGUCACUAUCUGUGAGAAAGAGAGAAGAAACAAAAACAGCAAGUCAUGGACACACCAAGAGAACCACAGGACAUGGAAGAAGAGUCGGUCACAGACACUGAGUCUGAAUCAGAAUCAGCAGUUACAUUGAGCAGCACAGGAUCUGAGAGUCUGAGUGAGAACGACACAGAAAAAAGAUGGAAAAAACAGGGAAAAAAAACAAAGAAAAAACAAAGCUGUAAGCAGCCAGGUCCGUCCACUCUCUAUACACCUAGCAAGAAGCGACGAGCCAAAGAAUCCAGCCAGUAUUUGAGUCAAAACCAAUCUGAACUUGUUGUCACAUGUGGGGAUAAAGAAGGUGUCCUGUAUGUGGAGAAAUUUAAUGACAGUACAGGUGCAGUUGAGAAAUGCAUCUUCAGUGAAGACCAGUGGUUCAAGCCAACUGAAUUUGAGAGGUUUGGAGGAAAAGAGAGGAACAAAAAGUGGAAGAUUAGCAUCUGUUGUGAUGGUAUUUCACUCCAGAAACUCAUAGAGAAUGGACGUCUUUCAUCCAUUAAGAAAAGGAGGGUUCAGACUGAACAGGAACAUUCUCCUGGAUCCUCACCCCUUUCUGGCCGGCUCAGAAGAAGACAGUGUAGGAGACAGGUGAUCUUCUCCAGCUCAGAUUCAGAUGGGAGAGAUGAAGACGACGACGAUGAUGAUGAUGACGACGAUGAUGACGACAACGACGACGACAAUGACAACGAAGAAGACGACGACAACGAUGGCGAUGACAAUGAUGAUGACGAUGACGACGACAACGACGACGACAACAAUGACGGCGACGACAACGACGAUGAUGAUGACGAUGACGACAAUGAUAAUGGUGCUGACGAAUUGAACCAGUUUAGUCUUGAGUUUUCGGUAAUAUUGGACAGUUCUUCAGAUGAGUCCAUAUCUGUUGCUGAAAGAGACAAACUGAACAGGGGAGAAUCUGUGAAUUCAACUGAAGCUGUCAGUAAACAGAUCACAGAACCAGUAGGAUCUACUGCCAGUGACAGAGAUUCACCUGCACGUCCUGUUGAUGCUUCAGAACCUGGAGUCUCUCCUGUCAUAGAGGAGGCCGUCCAAACCACAGAUGACCCAACGGGAGCAGCACAGCUCAGCUUCAGCGCUUCCCCUGAAAGGCAGAACCCUGUUGUUUCUGAAGAGACUCAGGAAACAAGGCAGCUGCAAUUAUAUGAAUUUCUGGCAAAACAGUUUAAUACCAUCAAUAACACACUGCAAUCAAUUGAUUUGUCUUUAAAGAAGCUGGUGGAAAAGCAGUCACAUGACACACUGUCACAAUAUAUCCGUAUAACUCCUGGUGAAAAUUCUAAGAUUCUUGCCUUAGUCAAGCAGGAGUCACUGAAUUUGAAAUUGUCUGUGUGUAAGAAAGAGAGGAAACUAGAAAAACGGCAAAUCGAGGACACAGCAAGUGUGUUUCAGAAAACACAGAACAUGGAAAGCAACUCAGUCAUAGACUUAACGUCUGAGUCUGAGUCUGAAUCUGAAUCUGAAUGCAAAUGGGAUCCGGAGAGAAGCACAGGAUCUGACAGUCCAAGUGAUAAUGACAGAGAAAAGAAAGGAAAACAAGAGAAGAAAAGGAAGAUGAGGAAACGAAGCUGUAAACAGACAGGGCCGCACUCCCUCAGUACACCCAACAAGAAGAGGCCAGCCACAGACACCAGCCAGUAUUUGAGUCAAAAAUAUGAAAACAAACUUCCUGUUACAUGUGGGGAUAAAAAAGGUGUCCUCUAUGUGGAGAAAUAUAAUUACAAGCAGAAGUGCAUUUUAAGUGAAGGCCAGUGGUUCAAGCCCAAUGAGUUUGAGCAGUUUGGAGGAAAGGAAAGGUGCAAAAAUUCGACAAAAAGCAUCUUUUGCGACGGUAUUCAGCUCCGGAAACUCAUAGACGAUAGAGUUCUUUUACCCUUUAAGAAAAGACUGGUUCAGAAUGAACAGAUUGACUCUCCUGAAUCCUCACCUGUUUCUGGCAGGCUCAGAAAAACAAAGAGCAUGGAACAGCUACACCCCUCCACCUCUGAAUCAAAUGAUAUGGACAAUGGUGACGAUGGCAAUGAUGUUGAUGACGAUGACGGUGAUGAUGAUGUUGACAUGACUGUGUUUGAAGGUCCAACCCUACCUGUUACCUGCGGCUCUAAGUCUGGCAUCCUACACAAAUGUCGCUUUGCUAAAGGGCAUUGUGGGAGAUGCAUAAGGACAGAAGACUCCUGGCUGAGCCCUGAGGAUUUCAUCAAACUGAACAAACCAAAUGGAACAUGGAGGAAAGACAUUGUGACCAAUGAGAUACCUUUAGGAAAACUUAUAAUGAAAAGAGUUUUGGAACCGCAUAUGAUAAACUGUUACUGUGAGAUUUGUGAAGAAGAAGAUCAAUAUCAAAAUGAUGACGUGUGUUUCGUGUGUAACUCUGAGGGGGAUCUUGUGUGUUGUGACGAAUGUCCACGAGCUUUUCAUUCACACUGUCAUCUACCAGCUGCAGACGGAGACUCACUUGGCAAGUGGAGCUGCACAUUCUGUGUGAUGAAGAAUAUGAAAGAUUCCAGUCAAAAGACCCAACAGGAAGUUUUGAGCAGUCCAGUCUCUCAGUACACACUGCACUGUCAGUACCUGCUGUUACACCUGCUACAUGAGAGCAUGACUGAGCCCUGCACUAAUGUUUCAGGAUACAGUAAGAAUAUUUGUAGUCCCAUGAUGCUGGGCAGAGUGAAGCUGAACCUGGAGAAUAAUGAUUAUCAAACAGUGCAAGAGUUUGUCUCCGAUAUUGAACAGAUUUUCAACAACUGCUGCACCUCCAACGGAGAUAAUGACUCCAGUAGAAUGACCUCUAGGCUGAAGGAAGCAUUCAAGAAGGAGUUUGAAACUGUCUUUAAGCUCCUAUAACAUCAUGCUGUGGGGUGAUUAUGCCAGUAUGUCAAUACAAAAGUUACAAUUAGUUUUUUUAUAUUUAAAGAGGACAUUCAUUUUAAUAACUGAGAGUUGAUGAUUUGAAUGACAGCAACCAUGGUCAACCAUGGUUAGCCUGUCCGUGUCAAUGUACCUUAAAGGGGAAAAGUGUCAUUUUUUGUGCCCUUAACACAAAGUGGGUUUCCUAAACAUGUCUUCUAUUGUUCAUCUUCCAUUGUGUUAUGGGAGCCCUGCUCCAAACUCACAGUAUUGGUUGAAGUUUAAGAUCUGAAUCUUAAUGAACAUGUUUACAAUUCUUCUUUUUUUUUUUUUUUUUUUUUUUUUCUUUUUUUUUUACACAUUGUUUAAAAAUAACAUUUAUUAUUCUGCAGAUUUUUUUUAUAUAACUGAUACCAUUAUGUAAAAAAAAUGUGGAAAUAAAUAUUUGAAAAUAUUUUUUACAUUUAGAAAUUCUUCAAAAACAUUUUGUGUAAAUAUUGUAAAGUAUAAUAAUAAUAGUCUUUAAGUGCUCACAAUGAUGACAGGUGAGAACAAAUAACAUAUUGUGUAUGUUAAUUAAAAUACCACUCACAAUGAAAUGUUUGGGUAAGCAAAAUAUUAUCUCCUUUUAUUGAAUAUUUCUCUUUCCAUUGUUUUAUGCCAAAAUAAACAGUCCAAGAAGCAAAUAUUGCUUCAGUUUUAAAUGUACUAAAUUGCAAUUAUAAAUGUGUAUAAACUCCCAUUACAGUGGAAGUAUAUAAUCUAUGCUCAUAGCCUUUAAAACUGUAUAUAUAAAUAUUAUGUAUAUAUAAAUAUCCAAAUAUGAAGUGAACAGUAAUUGCGAAAGUGGAAUUAUGAAAGAAGUGAUGUUAUGAAAUGAUGAAUCGAUCAAGUUUAACUGUCAUGAGAGUUAAACCAUUCAGAAUUAAAAGUCUUGCUCUUCAAACCAGGACUUUUCUAUGAUUAGAUUCCACUGCCAGUAUAGGGUUGUUUGUUUGAAUUUUGCCUGGCUGAGUCAGUAUUUCACAAUAUGCUCACCACAACUAACACAAACUGUUAAAAUGUGAGGAGUGUUAUUUUUAUUUUUUUUUUAAUUAUUGUUUAACUUCAUUCUGUUGACUAUAAGUAUACUGCACCUACAUGUCACCAUACUCUCAUUAGUGUGUUAGUAGAGUAUUAGUAGACUAAUAAUAAGUUGACUUGUAGUUACUUACUGUUAGUAAUAUGUGAAGCAUGACAAUAAAGAGCUAUCAGAUAUUAAGCAGACAGUCUACUAAUACUCGACUUGGAGUUGCAAAGUUACAUAUAAUCAACAGAAUAUUCAAAAGGGACCAUCAAAAUAAAAUGUUACUC
Messenger RNA from Megalobrama amblycephala (Wuchang bream), 4444 nucleotides. Its product is annotated as dentin sialophosphoprotein-like. Gene Ontology annotation, cellular component: nucleus. NCBI's taxonomy places the organism in Eukaryota, Metazoa, Chordata, Actinopteri, Cypriniformes, Xenocyprididae. The transcript has 26 exons. Gene Ontology annotation, molecular function: DNA binding; DNA-binding transcription factor activity, RNA polymerase II-specific; protein binding. The record is from RefSeq and is a predicted model, not a curated record. Gene Ontology annotation, biological process: regulation of transcription by RNA polymerase II. The coding region runs from base 236 to 3088 and encodes 950 amino acids.